Messenger RNA from Penicillium taxi, 1269 nucleotides. RefSeq names its product L-rhamnonate dehydratase. The record is from RefSeq and is a predicted model, not a curated record. Bases 1 to 1269 code for a protein of 422 amino acids. Gene Ontology annotation, molecular function: magnesium ion binding; L-rhamnonate dehydratase activity. The transcript is spliced from 3 exons. Lineage: Eukaryota; Fungi; Ascomycota; Eurotiomycetes; Eurotiales; Aspergillaceae. Gene Ontology annotation, biological process: carbohydrate catabolic process.
AUGAGUUCCGUAAUUGAAUUUCCCCGCAUUAAGGAAAUCCGUACCUUCGUCAUCGAUGGUGUUGGCUCCGGUGGUGAUUAUCACAAUGUCAAAGGUGGUCACUGGUUGAUCGAUAGCAACAUCUCCACUCCAAUGACCAAGUGGGCACAGUACCGCGGCUCACGCACUUCCUGGGGAAUCAACGUCCUAGGAUCAUUCUGUGUUGAGAUCGAGGCUACAGAUGGUACAAAGGGGUUUGCAACAGGCUUUGGAGGACCUCCAGCUUGCUGGUUAGUUCAUCAGCACUUUGAGCGCUUUUUGAUUGGCGAAGAUCCUCGUGACACAAACACUCUGUUCGAGAAGAUGUAUCGUGCCUCGAUGUUCUACGGCCGCAAGGGUCUGCCUGUAGCAGCCAUCUCGGUCGUCGACCUCGCUAUCUGGGAUCUACUGGGCAAGAUCCGCAAAGAGCCCGUGUACAAGCUUAUCGGUGGAGCGACUCGCUCACGUCUAGACUUCUACUGCACGGGACCGCAGCCUGGAGCGGCGAAAGUUGCGGGCUUCAGCGGCGCAAAGGUAGCUCUGCCGCACGGCCCAGACGAGGGAAUCGACGGUCUGAAGAAGAACGUCGAGUACCUCCGACUACAGCGAGAAGCUGUUGGGCCUGAUUUCCCUCUGCGCGUCGACUGCUAUAUGUCCCUGACAGUGCCGUACACGAUUCAACUAGUCAAGCGUUGCGAGGCAAUUGGUCUUGAUAUCGACUGGUGGGAAGAAUGUCUAUCGCCCGAUGAUUUCGACGGCCACGAGCUUCUGAAGAAAGCUCACCCCACCGUCAAUUUCACGACGGGCGAGCACGAGUUUUCGCGCUACGGCUUCCGAAAGCUUGUUGAAGGGAGAAAUCUCGAUAUUAUCCAACCGGAUGUUAUGUGGUUGGGCGGUUUGACCGAGCUGCUUAAGGUCUCGGCUCUUGCUGCGGCUUAUGAUAUCCCUGUUGUGCCGCAUGCUUCCGGUCCGUACUCUUAUCAUUUUGUCGUAUCGCAGACAAACUGUCCGUUCCAGGAGUAUUUGGCUAAUUCGCCUGAUGGCGCGUCUGUCUUGCCUGUUUUUGGUAAUUUGUUUGUUAACGAGCCUAUUCCCACGAAGGGAUAUCUUGAUGUCUCAGUCCUUGAUAAGCCUGGUUUUGGACUCGAGCUUAACCCGGCUGCUCCGCUAAUUCCUGCUUCUGCUCUGCUGACGCCGGCACCAAUGAAGAGUCUGCGUGCUCCGGAUGAGGUGGUCAGGGGUGAGAUUUAG